UGUGUCUGUCACUCGAGACCUCACGGCAUGGCAUACAUACAUUCUACAAAUGAGAACGUAAGCACGAUGUGCUCUGAACAGUAGAAGCACAAGGACAGUGGCUCAUGCCUCCAGUCCCAGUACCUGGCCAGCCUUGGCUCUACAGAAGUUUGAGACCUGCCUAGGCUACUUGAGAUCCUGCCUCAAAAUCCAGAAAAAGAAAGAGAAGGGGGAAAAAAUGCCUUUUUUUUUUUCUUUCUAUCUCACACCUAGUAGGGGUCCCUGGUCUGCCAGCCGAAGCCAACAUAUCAGCUAUGCUCUGGGCUGGCAGGAGCUCCAGAUUGUUCUAGCAUGCCUUUCAUCUCUCUGCCUCUCAACCCUUCUCUCUCCCUUCCCCUCCCCAUCCCUCCAUCCCUCUCUCCCUCUCCGUCUCUGCUGUCACAGGUCUCCUCAGAGUCUUCCGGAGGCACCUUCGUCUACCAAGGUUCCGUCAAGGGCCGUGGCUUUGGGCAGUUUGGCUUUCAGAGACUUGACCUCAGGUUGUUGGAGUCAGAUCCCGAGUCCAUCGGCCGCCAUUUUGCUUCCAACAGCAGCUCAGUGGCUGCUGCCAUCCUGGUGCCUUUCAUCGCCCUCAUCAUCGCGGGCUUCGUGCUCUAUCUCUACAAGCACAGGAGAAGACCGAAAGUUCCAUUCAACGGCUAUGCUGGCCACGAGAACACAAAUGUUCGGGCCACAUUUGAGAACCCCAUGUAUGACCGCAACAUCCAGCCCACAGACAUCAUGAGCAACGAGGCAGAGUUCACAGUCAGCACAGUGUGUACUGCAGUAUAGCCCCCAGGCCUGGCUGCUAUUGCCACCGCCACCGAGAGUCCCGCCGCCAGCAGCCGCUCCCCAGGGGGCAGGAAGGAGCUCCCCUGAGCACAGUGCCCAGUGCCCAUCUUCGUCUGUCCCUCCGCCUACGUCUGCCACUGCUGGGACUCAGGCCCUUGCUCGCCCGGCCACCAUCUGUGCUCGCCACCCUGGAGAGGACUCCACUAUGCCCUGGCUUGGGGCAGUAAAGGAAGAGGGGUCGCAGAUGGAGGAAGGCAGAUCAUGGAUUCAAAUAACAGAGUAAAUUAUGGGUGUGCACCUGAGCGCACACACAGCCUCUCCCUCACUGUGUCCUAUGGAAGAGACCACAGAGGGUUUAAAAAGGGAAGUGUGUGUGUGUGUGUGUGUGUGUGUGUGUGUGUGUGUGUGUGUGAGAGAGAGAGAGGGGGGGGGGUUCCCUGGACACUGUUCCCCACAAACACAGAAGAAAUGAGGGAGACACCAUUACCUCUCUAACCAACAUGUCCCUAUCCCAUGUGUGGGGACACAUCUCAUAGGAGGUAGCAUGCAGAAGCCACCUGUCUGCAGGGGUGGUUCCAUUUGCACAACGACAGCAAGGAUUACCUGGAAGAAAGGGGGGGGCGGGAAUCUUCAGAUACAGUUUGGUAAUCAAUUCAACUUUCUUCAACCAUAACGGCAUUGAGUUCUAAACCCAGUGAAUUCAAAAGUCAUUUGGGUCCUGGUCAUGUUUGGAAAAGAAGGGUAAAGCAGUGUCGAGGCUCGGGGAUAGAACAGGAAUCUGGCCAGGAAGCCCAGGGUCACAGCCAGCUGUCAGCUGACCAAGAGAAGAGCAAAGACUCCGUGCACCAAACAGCACACGCUGGAAAGGACCAGAGCAAGGCAGCCCUGGCUCCCACAGGGUGGCAGCCACUGCUUACUGAUUUAUUCUCUGUGCCUGACUCUACGUGGUAUUUCUAGUUCUUAAAACACCACCAAAGCAGGACUUGCUACUCUCACUCGGAGGUCAUGGAGGCAUGAGCCACAGCGUACGAGCACAGCUGAGGCCAAUACAAAGCUCUCUGGUCGUGAAGUCUACUGCACCUGCUGCCAAAAACCCAGGGCUAUGAUGGGCACCAAAGACAGGAAGGCAGGGGACUCUCCUCAAGAGGAUGCUCGUGUCUAAUCAAGGCUCUGCUGUCUGUGCCUGGGCAGCACCAGGGCAAGGACCCAAUACCCCAGCCUCCUGAAUUGGUGCUCGCCUUUCGGCUUCCAACAGCCCACAACCAUAGCAGAGGAAUCUGGCAGCUCCUUAGUCAAAAGAACUGAGUGAAAGUCACCCUUUCUCCAGCUCCUUGCUGGUGGCUCGGAUUCAUUUAGACCACUGGUUCUCAACGUGUGAGUCGAGACCCCUUUGGGGGUAGGAUGAUCCUGUCACAGGGGUCACCUAAGACCAUCCUGCCUACCAGAU
Microtus ochrogaster (prairie vole) is the source of this 2257-nucleotide messenger RNA. It is a transcript of the gene Csmd2, whose product is annotated as CUB and sushi domain-containing protein 2-like. The transcript has 4 exons. The record is from RefSeq and is a predicted model, not a curated record. Bases 331 to 810 code for a protein of 159 amino acids. NCBI's taxonomy places the organism in Eukaryota, Metazoa, Chordata, Mammalia, Rodentia, Cricetidae.